UUCCUUAUACAAUUGUUUUCCAGCACACCUUAAAAAAGUUUAAUUUACAAAACUCCGCAACUGACGGCAUUCACACCUUUCCAACUCAUCACGCGUCAUAACCGAAACUUCCGGUUAUUUCUGCCUUGUCCAAUUAAGCAACUUUCCUUUCUCCCUUUAUCUUUCUCCAUUUCCUUCUCAUCUUGACCCUUCUCCAUUACAUUCCUCAAAACUUUCUCCAUUGCUCAACUGAAGAACACUACACAAUAAUUAGAAGCUACAGGAAAUAAAUCUCGAAUCCAUGUUAAUCCAUAUUGUUUAGGAAAGGAAAAUUUUGUUCAUUAUGAUUUCCAGAUUUUUCACCGAUUUUCCUGUUUAUUCAAUCUUCUCUAAUCCUUCUUCUCGUCGUUCUCUUAUUGGCGCUAAUCAUACUUCUGCCAGAUUCUGCUCUAAAUAAAUUUUAGUUUUAUACUCACUUCCUUUCUUUUUACCUGCACAGAAAAAAAGCAACAUAUCUGUAUCAUUCAAUUAUAGAACACUACAUUCUUUUGGAAUUGUAAAAAAAUUAAAUCAUCCUUUUUUUUGAUUUUUUGAAUUUUUAAAAUUUUUGAUUUUGAAAUGAAGAAGCUUCCACACACUGCAGAAGCAGUGUUAAUGGAGUUACCUACGAAGCCAAGUUUUCUACGCAACUUUCUUGUGAAGGUUCUAGUAUUUUGCGUGUUUAUCAUCUGUUUUCGAUUCGCUUACGUUGUUACGAUCCGAGGCGAAUCCUGCGACGUCGGCGAUUUCUGCUUUUUCUCAUUGCCGGAGACAUUGAACCUUGUUGGAACGACGACAAUCACUGCCGUUUCAUCAACUGCGAACGAGGUGGUUUCUGUCGAUGAGAAGAAUUCUGUCUACACCAGCAAAAAAUGGCGGAAAUCUGUUCAGUUUUACUCUUCGAUUUUUCAGGAUCUGAUUUCCGAAGGUUUUCUCUCUCCGAAAUCGAAAUCUCUCUGCGUUGAUACGGAAUUAGGUCAAGAAGUGUUCGCUUUGAGAGAACUCGGAGUUUCUGACUCCAUUGGUGUAGCGAAAAAAGCGUCUAAACCAUUGGUUGUUUCGUUGAAGAAUUCCGGUCGUCGUCAGCCGUUCGAUGAUAACAGUUUUGAUUUCAUUUUCUACGGUGGUGAUGGAAGAAUCGACAAAUUGAGCAAAUACUCGGAUGUUUCUGAAGAAAUCGGAAGGACUUUGAAGCCCGAAGGGUAUUUAGUAGUCCAUACAAGAACAAAUGAUACAUACAGUUUACAUUCCUUUAUUGCUUUAUUCAAUUGCUGCACAUUUAUCAAAUCUAAUGAAAUUCAAGCUUUUAUUGGUGAUGAAAAUGACGGUGAAAGUGUUACAUUCAGACAGAUUGUGAUGAAGAAAGAAGGCUACAAUCACAAUCAUGGUUCUGUAUAUAGAACUAAAGAGUGUUCCAUUGUUCCAGGGUACAAGCAAGAGAUUGUUUGGAAAGCAGAGGAAUUGAUCAAGAAGGAGCCUUUGAAACCAUGGAUUACACUAAAAAAGAAUAUACAGAACAUCAAGUAUUUACCAUCAAUGGUGGAUAUCAGUUUCAAGAGUAGGUAUAUAUAUGUAGAUGUAGGAGCUAGAAGCUACGGUUCGAGUAUUGGGAGUUGGUUUAAGAAGCAAUAUCCAAAACAGAACAAAACAUUCGAAGUCUAUGCAAUUGAAGCAGAUAAGUCUUUUCAUCAGGAGUAUGAAGCUAAGAAAAAACAAGUGAAAUUGUUGCCUUAUGCUGCUUGGGUGAAGAAUGAGUCAUUGUUUUUCGAGGUUAAUCAUGACCCUGGUGAUGAUCCUGAGGAGAAAGGUGGGAGUAAAGGACGAGGAAUGGGAAGAAUUAAGCCUGUUCAAUCUUCUGAUGGGAUUUCGAGUGAUGUUGAUAAGAUUCCGGGUUUUGAUUUUGCUGAGUGGUUGAAAGCAACCGUAACUGAAACAGAUUUUGUUGUGAUGAAAAUGGAUGUUGAAGGAACUGAAUUUGAUCUUAUCCCGAGGUUGUUUGAGACUGGGGCGAUUUGUUUGAUCGAUGAGAUAUUCCUUGAGUGUCAUUAUAAUCGGUGGCAGAGAUGUUGUCCCGGAGAAAGAAGUGCUAAGUAUGAAAAGACAUAUAAUCAGUGCUUGAACCUGUUUACUUCUCUCAGAGAGCGUGGUGUUCUUGUUCAUCAAUGGUGGUAAAAUUCAAACCCCAUAAAUUUCAUGUAGGUUUCUUUAUAAAUUGUCAAAAUGUUCCUAGUAUUAUACAGUUGAUUUUCAGUAAUGAUACAGUUUGUUUGAAAUGCUGGUAAAAAGUUACAUCUUUUCAUUAACAAACUUAUUCUUUGAUUUGUUUCAAAUACAUUGUUGUUUAUUUCAUCAUUUACUAUAUAAACUGCCAAAUAAUGUAUAUGUAUGAAGAAUAUAUAUGCUGGUUUCAAUGA
Molecule: messenger RNA, 2432 nt
Organism: Amaranthus tricolor (Joseph's coat)
Lineage: Eukaryota; Viridiplantae; Streptophyta; Magnoliopsida; Caryophyllales; Amaranthaceae
Exons: 1
Coding region: 598-2190 (530 amino acids)
Source: RefSeq, a predicted model, not a curated record